AUAAGAUGCCUAGGGUUUUUGAUCAGCUCACAAGAAUAAAUAGUCGGGAGACUUAUGAACCAAGCUAAAAAUGCGUUCCGAAAUAUCUUGCUCCAUGGUGCACGAUCUGCUGGAGUCACAAAAAUGCAAAUUUGUGCAAACGACACCUGAUUGUCUAAUCAAUAUGAAUUUGUUCAACUACCUGGGAUGGCAUUAUUGCAAGGUGGAUGUCCGAAAUAGUUUCAAUUCCUUCUGGAGUGUGUUGGGCAUGUUUCUGAUUACCAUUUAUGUCUUCUGGAUGAUGCAAAUAACAAUAAAAAACUACUUCUGUCCAACUUUGAUGGUAAUCGCAGACUUAUUGCGAAUGAACGAGAGCACGGCUGGAGUUACAGUUCUGGCCAUUGCAAAUGGAUCACCGGAUUUCUUCACGGCGAUUGCCUCGAGAGUGCAGACCUCCAAGCACUCAUUCCUCUCGUGCAUGUCGCAGGCCAUGUUUCUGCACAUCUUUGUGGCCGGACUGGUGAUCCUGACCAAGCCCUUCAAUAUGCGGGCAAACACUUACCUGAGGGAUUUCGGUUUCCUGUUCCUCAAUACGGUCUACAUGGAUUACAUCCACAAGCGACCCAAGGGAAUCAGCUGGCUAGCUGCGUUGCCCAGUGCCUUCAUAUUCGUUGGCUAUGUGGUGGUGGCCAUCGUUGAUCAGCAUUUGCUGAUUGCCCGCAUUCAGAAAAUGGAGCAAAGACAACUGAAUGUGGCUGAGGCGUUGCAGCUGGAGGAACUGAAGCCGCAGAAGGAGAUGCCACUGAAGCGGCAAGAAAUCGAUCGACCCUCCAUUGGACACGGAAGUCGAAAUAAGCGAAUAUUCCGGCAAUUUUGGAAUACCGUUGCCGAAUUCGACAAGGAUCGAUUUCAUCGGGGAACCUUCCUGGUGAAGCUGUAUCUGAUAGUGAAGCAACCCAUCGAUAUGUUGUUGAGAAUACUCAUUCCAAAGGUCGACAUGGAGGCACCCCAGUACGGAUGGUCCAAGCUGCUCUUUAACAUCCAGGUGGUUCUUGUACCCACCUACAUAGCCUACAUAAUAGUUCGAGGAUAUAGCAUUGCGGGCUUAGCCGUCUAUAUGAUUGCGCUGAUCCUAAUGAUUCCUGUGGCUACAUUGAUAUUUUUUCUCACGCGCACUGACACCCCGCCCAUAUUUUUCAGGUUUACAUCUGGCGUGGGUUUCAUGGCCGCCGUCUUCCUGAUCUUCUGCUUAACCACCGAGGUGAAUGCCAUGUUCUUUACGAUGGCGACCAUAUUGCAAGUAAGCCAGGAAUUCUCACUUGCCACGGCCAUUUGCUGGGCACUAAGUAGCAACGAUUUGGUGGCCAAUCUGUCACUGGCCCAUCAGGGAUGGCCUCGCAUGGCAAUGACGGCCACAUUCUCAGCACCAGUAUUUGCAUCCUUUGUUUUCUUGGCCCUGCCAUUGGUGGUGAACUCGUUUGUAAACGCGCCCGGUAACAUAUUCCCAACGGAAGGUGGAUUUGGGGAGACGGUUUGCAUCUUCUUGGAGGUUGGAAUGGGCUUCUCCAUGCUUUCCGUACUAACCACAAACUUUAAGCUGCGACGAGCUUGUGGCUUUCUACUCGUUUCCUACUACAUUUUCUUCGUGGGAGUUCUAAUUCUGCUGGAGAAGGGCGUAAUCCAUGCAUACGGCGUGUAAACAGGAAGACAGCCUAUACUGGGAGUCUGAAACCCAUAACUUAUGCAAAUUGCGAGAUGAUUUAUGCCUCAUUAUAUAACCAAUUCCAUUC
Drosophila melanogaster (fruit fly) is the source of this 1769-nucleotide messenger RNA. RefSeq lists its product as uncharacterized. Gene Ontology annotation, cellular component: membrane. The coding region runs from base 95 to 1678 and encodes 527 amino acids. Lineage: Eukaryota; Metazoa; Arthropoda; Insecta; Diptera; Drosophilidae. Gene Ontology annotation, biological process: sodium ion transmembrane transport; transmembrane transport. The transcript is spliced from 7 exons. The record is from RefSeq and is marked reviewed.